Heterobasidion irregulare TC 32-1 is the source of this 1632-nucleotide messenger RNA. RefSeq names its product glycoside hydrolase family 5 protein. Gene Ontology annotation, cellular component: extracellular region. Gene Ontology annotation, biological process: carbohydrate metabolic process. Lineage: Eukaryota; Fungi; Basidiomycota; Agaricomycetes; Russulales; Bondarzewiaceae. The transcript is spliced from 14 exons. Gene Ontology annotation, molecular function: hydrolase activity, hydrolyzing O-glycosyl compounds; cellulose binding. The record is from RefSeq and is a predicted model, not a curated record. Bases 138 to 1469 code for a protein of 443 amino acids.
AUCUCUGCGAAGUUACGCCGACGCGGCCAGCAGAGCCUGGUUUUUCCAGUUUACAUCCGUAAUUUCAGAACGAGACUCCUACAUAAAGGUGCCGUUAGAUUAUAGGAGGAAUCACCUGCCCCCGCUGGUCGAACAACAUGGUUUCGAUUUCUGUUCCUCUCAUCGGUGCGGCUCUUGUUCUCGUACCAUUCGUGAAUGCCGUUGCUAUCUGGCAACAAUGCGGCGGUAUUGGGUAUUCAGGCUCAACUGUUUGUGAUGCUGGUUUGAGUUGCGUGUACCUCAACGAUUACUACUCUCAGUGCCAAACAGCCACCACUACCACUGCUCCUGCAUCUACUCCUGUGUCGUCCACAAUAUCGUCGACUCCGACACCCACCAGUAGUUCGUCCGCACCUGCUCCCUCUGGAUUUGUCAAAACCUCUGGCCAGAAGUUCACGCUGAAUGGGUCGACCUUCACCGUUGUUGGAGCCAACUCCUACUGGGUCGGCCUCACUGGCCUCAGUACUGCCAACAUGAACGCAGCGUUCUCUGACAUUGCCAAAACUGGUGCCACUGUUGUCCGUACAUGGGGAUUCAAUGAUGUCACCAGCGCCAGCGGAACAUAUUACCAGCUCUGGUCUGGUGGAAAGGGUACAGUCAACACUGGUUCUACCGGCCUCGGAAAUUUCGAUAAUGUAGUGGCUGCUGCUAAGGCCAACGGGCUUCGUCUCAUCGUGGCUCUGACCAACAACUGGUCAGACUACGGUGGCAUGGACGUCUAUGUCAAUCAGAUCGUCGGCUCCGGUCAGCCACACGACCUUUUCUACACUAACGCGAAUGUCAUUGCUGCUUAUAAGGCGUACAUCAACACCUUCGUCAGCCGUUAUGUGAGCGAGCCUACGAUCUUAGGCUGGGAGCUCGCAAACGAGCCGAGAUGCUCUGGCAGCACAGGAACGACGUCUGGCACUUGCACCACCACAACGAUUACCAACUGGGCCUCGACGAUCUCUGCGUACAUCAAAUCCAUUGAUCAUAACCAUCUUGUAGGUAUCGGUGAUGAGGGUUUCUAUAAUGAAGCCAACGGACCCAACUAUCCCUACCAAGGAGGCGAGGGUAUCGAUUUUGAUGCAAACCUUGCCAUCAGCACUCUUGAUUUUGGCACAGCUCAUUCCUACCCAAUCUCUUGGGGCCAAACAAGCGAUCCGUCGGCAUGGGGCGUUCAGUGGAUUCAGGAUCAUGCUACCUCCCAGAAAACAGCCAACAAACCGGUUAUACUAGAAGAAUUUGGUGUGACCAGCGACCAGCAAGCAACUUACACAGCCUGGUACAAUGCGAUUAUCAGCUCGGGCUUGACGGGUGAUCUCAUCUGGCAAGCUGGCUCGCACCUAUCAAGCGGAGAUACCCCCAACGACGGAUAUGCGAUUUACCCAGAUAAUUCGGUCUAUGCUCUGGACACUUCGCAUGCUGCUGCCUUGAAGGCCAGGGGAUAAGAAGUUGAUUCAGGUUGGAAUUCAACUGUCUAUGGGGAAUCUUUGCGCGGUGUUGAUUGUAAUUCUUUGAGAGCAUGGGCCCUUUGGGUGGUGUCAUGCGAAAUGUAUUUCCUGUCGACUGUUUGGAGUGUUUGCUAAAUGUAUGAUUUGGCCAAAGUGGUCC